This is a messenger RNA of Toxorhynchites rutilus septentrionalis, 4856 nucleotides long. RefSeq lists its product as uncharacterized. Bases 448 to 3840 code for a protein of 1130 amino acids. The record is from RefSeq and is a predicted model, not a curated record. NCBI's taxonomy places the organism in Eukaryota, Metazoa, Arthropoda, Insecta, Diptera, Culicidae. The transcript has 8 exons.
UAUGGGAGGGCCUCUCCGGAGAGGCUUUCCCGUGUUUUACUGUUAUCUUCGUUAGUGGAUGAGAGAAAAUGGGCGGCUGUGAAUAGUAUAUACAAAUUUUCCUAAUCGUAAAUCAGCAUGCAAUAAAAUUAGUGAAUUCGUAUGAGAAUAAUUGGGUUGGAGAACGGCUGUAUAAAACGUUGGUUUAAAAUUGCAUGGUUGACAGUGGCUCAUUUCGCGUGAACUAGGUUUCAAAGUGUUACAAGUUGUUGAUUAAAAUACUGUGAAUGAGUAUCUCGAACAGAAUUUAACUUAACUGAUAUUGUAACCAGAGAAGUGAGAACCAACCGAUCUUGAUGUAGAUGUGAUAAUAAAUGUGGUACACAAAUUGAAUACGGAAACAUCGGUUACCGACAAUCGUGUGCGGAUUAUUGCCGUACUGUAUGUUCCUUCGGAUAUAACUGAGCGAUGGAUAUCAUCAAUGUAGACGAGGUGCUCGGUGAUGACUCAUUUAUUAGCGACACGGAACGAUUGGAUGAUGAAGUGGUGGAAAUUUUAAAACAAUGGAAAUCAUGCAGCACAACACCGCCUUCAACCAGUGUCUUCGUCGUUCAAGCAUCCCCCAGCAGCUCCACGGUUGGCACUGGGGUGGCCAGCAUCACAAAUCACUACGGCAACAGCAUCAUCCACAACAGCAGCCGCAGCAGUUGUAGUAAUUGCAGUGACAGCAAAGGCUUGAAAAACAUCGACACGAGGACAUUUACCAGGCCGAAAAAGAAAUUUGAAUCCACGUUGAACAGUCCCGGUAUUUGCGCCAAUCCGGUAACUGUCGGACAAGAGCUUCCCAUGAAGGUGGCCUCACCACUGUUGAACCUCCAAAUUGGCGGGCCGGUUACGCUUGCCUCCAGCGGAGGAACCCACAGCACGAGUCAAAUAAUGCAGAGGAGCUGGCUGAAUGAUGUUUCACCACCGGGAUCGAUAAUGGCCUCGAUGGAGUUUUCAGUGAACGAAAAAAUGGGUAACAGCCUGAUUACAAGCGGAGACUUUACCAACGUCAGCUACCUAUUGAACACGAGUGGCACGGAGGACAUGCUGAGCUCACAAAGCAAUUACAAUGGUUACAAACUAUCCGAUGUGAGGCGAGAUCGCAAACUGUUGGAGCAUUUGUCGUGUUUCGAUGAUAACACACUCACGAAAGACAGUGCGAUAUCGAAAACCGAUCUGAACGGUAUCGAAGAAAGUCUGUCAGGCUUCAGCACAAUGCAAAAUUCAUUGGAAAGUGUCACGAAAUGUCCCGAAGGAAGUGUGCUGGAUGCAACGGUGGUACUGGGGAACGAAACUUUCGAAAUGGAUUCGACAGAAGCGGCACCUGUUGUUAAGGAAAAAAUGAACAGGACAUUUGAGAGGAAGCGUGAUUUCGAUACGUAUCGGAAGCCUAAAUCUAGUCUGAAUGGCACAUACAAAGCAUUACCAAAUGUAGAUGUCGAUGAACCAUUGCCGAGUAAUCAAACUAUCGAAAGCUUAAAAGCUGGAGUGCAUUUAGAUGGUACUUAUGGUGUUCCGAAUGAAUGUAAUGGUACUUUUUCACUCAACCGAACUGCGAAAGUAAAUGGAGCGGAGAAACAGCUCAAUCACACUUACGAUUAUUGCGAGAAAGUGUCCCCAGGAAUUCCUGAUACCGAACGAACAUUCGAAAAACCAAAUAAUCGAACGUUUGAAGGGAAUCUAGACAGUCCGGAAUAUUUUGGAGCUAUGAGCAAUCGUACACUGAAUGGAACAUUAGAGUUUACAGCGGAAAGAUUGAGGAAUGGUGAUGCGGCUCUCGCUGUUCAAUCUACACCGUUCGUGCAAGUGCCUAAAGCGAAGCGUGUGAGUGAUAUAUCCCAGUAUGAGAUCAAUAUUUCCCCGAUAACUUCAAGCUCAAGUAGGAAAUCGGAAGUUUCGAGGCGAAGUAGAAAUCUAGAAAAAGAAAUUGUUAAUUACACGGAGACUGAUGAAUUCGAUGUCGAAUUUCGUAAACUUCCACCCACUCCAAACUGUAAGACUGGUAGUAGCAAUGGAUUGCACUUGUUGGAUAACGAGAAACGAAUAUCCUUGCAACAUUUUGAAGACUUCGAGAAGUCCAUCCUUGAAAGCGAACACAACGGCGUAGACUUUGACGAAAUGUUGAACUCAAUAACAGAUGUAAAACGUUCAGUGGACAGUGUGAAGAUGCGCCAGUCGCUGGAUAAUAUCAAAAAACGCCAUUCACGUAUCAAUUCUGAAAAGCAACAGGAGGAUUUCAAGAAAAGGGUAGAAAUGAAUGACUCCUCUGCAUCACUAUUUGACAAUAAACUAAUGGAGUCGAUGAACAAAAGUAUGUCAUCUUCUGGCGGCAGUGAACGAUUAUUAAAUCGUAGAAGCAGGUAUAACGAAGACGUCCACCUAACUUUGUCUCCUCAGCAACAGCAACAGCUAUCGAUAUGUGCGGAGACUCCACCACAAGAACCGGAACAGAACGAAACGAAUGAGUCGAAAACGUUGGACGGCAUGGAUCCACUUCCUACUGCUUCCGAGGUAGGAAGCUGUGAUAAAAAGAAUCGCGAUAGAUUUAAAACUAUUCGUAUUAAUAAGAGGCGAGAAGAGGGAAUGGUUGUUGUGCAGGAUCCCGGAGAAACGGAAGACUGUCCAGUUGAAUCGACUUCUCUUCCAGUGGAAGAAGAGAUUCCCGGUUCGCCAACAGUGGUAACGAGUGCCUUCAGCCGUGUGGAUUACAAUUCACCAAACGAAAUGAGACCAUCCACCACUCAUAACGUAGAUCAGAGUAAGACUGAGGAAAUGGUUUUCAAGAGACCACAGGACAUCCCUAAGCCAGGAAACAAAUUGCGAUCGUUAUCGAAGCCACGCUAUUUUGGUGCACCCGAAGGUGGACUCAGUCUCUCUAGAAAAGAUUUAUCCCUUCCGCUGGCGGCAAAAUCGUGUUCUACCGAUAAUUUAGAGAACGAUCGGCCUAACUAUCAACAGCCACUGUCACAACAACAGAGGGUCUCACUGGGGGGGAAAUUGGGCUUUGGGAGUAAUGGCAGUGCUAUCGGGAAAGGCGCAAGCGGAAAUUUGGUACAAUCAAACUUGAAAUCACCCAUGGGUACCAAAUCAAAGUCUCACCAUAAUCUGUAUUACAAUCAAAGCAAUCUUGGCGGCUCCAACAGUAAUCUUUACAAGAUUCCGGCACCACUCGGGUUGUCCGCACAGAAGCUAUCGCACAAUAAUAGCAAUACUGAGCUAAAAAAUAACACUUCAAAGUUGCAGUUGAAUCUGCGAACACCACGUGCCAGUUCCCUGGUGCGGCCCAUUGCAGCGACAAUGAAAAGUACUGUGCCAGAAAUUCCUACCCGCAGCAACGAGCUGAAUUCAAGCAGUAUUACUACCACAUCUAAUCUAUCGGGUGUGCAUAUGCGGGCACCGAAAACAGCCUCACGGCUUGGAUUAGUACGACCCUCCUCCGGCUACUUUAGUUACAGUUCGCAUAGGAAAAACGUUGACUCGGACACUGAAUCGAUUAAUAGUUUAUCAUCGUCAUCGGCUAGCUCUAGAGGAAGCUUGUACCGUGUAGAUAGUCAGAAUAUCGCUAACAAUGUACAAAACUGCGCGACCAAUAGUAUUGAAGACAUUAGUAGCAGUGUCAACAUGAAUAGUGGAAUAAGUUUAGCACAGAAGACCAAUAAUAUUGAUCCUCAUCAAACAACAGUAAAUCCAGUCAAAUCGAUGGCGCAAACUUCCAGUGGACUAGCAAAGCCUUCCGGUUUACGUCCACCAUCGAAUCUACGACCGCCGAUGGCCCGAAGUGGACUGCCAAGGCCCACCAGUUACGUGCGGAGAUAAAGUAUACUGGGAGGCUCACUAUUGUUUCUCUUAUUGGGAACUGAGAAGUUUUUUAGCAAAAGCAACCGUUUUAUAUACCAUACUGUAAAACUAAGUUUUAUUUGAUUUCCCGUAUCCAGCGAAUCCUGAUUAAUUUACUAUUUGGCUACAUUUUAUUAAUGUCUUUCUAAUUGUUAAAAUUUUAUAGACUUGUUCUGUCUUUUAUAUUUUGUUUCGUCCGCACUCGAAACAAGUUAUCCAAUACACAAAACAAUUUAUGGCAGUUUCCAGUCGAAAUAUAAAUUAUUUAACUGAAACAUUGUUUUUUAGAAUCAUCCAUGCCUUAAAAUAAUUUUAUUAAAAUAAUGCCAUUCUCAUUUAACUAACACCAUUUUGUUAAUCCGUUGAAAUUCCCGUCAUUGCAUUUCGAUAUUUGAAAAAAAAAGUUAGUCGUUAUAAACUCAAAUUGUGUCAGUCUUUGUGAUAAAAACCUGGUAUCUUUUGUUAAAAUCUUAACAUGCUGGUGUGAAUUACCUAGUUAUGAAGUUUAUAUCAACGAAUCAAAAAAUUCUCUCGUAAUCAUGUAUGCGCAAAUCCAACUCAGAAAAAAACAUGCUAACGCUAAUUCGCAACAUCAGUGUUAUUUGGAGGAUUAUUCGGAUGAUCACAAAGUACACAGCAUCAUAUCGCAGUGUUGCUUGCGCCAUUCUGUACCACAUAAUCGUGCAGGAAUUAGCGAAACAAAAAGACUAAUAGAAGUAAAACCGGACAUUAACAUCAUAAAAUAAAUAAUCAUACUCACGUUUAAGGAAAAUGUUGGUAAAUAAAGUUUGCUAAAGUAAUUGAUCUUUCGCACGGAGAACAAGGGAAAGAGAUUCAGUUGUGACGAGCGAAUGUUAAGAAUAAACCAUAAAGUGAAAAAAACAUCAAACUAUCAUAUAAACGUGCUACCACUAGAUCCCUUCGAUCUGUACAUGACUAUGUAUGUAUCUUCAAAACGGAAUAUAUAUAUUUAUACUUUUAGAAUCCACAAUAAA